Messenger RNA from Laccaria bicolor S238N-H82, 258 nucleotides. RefSeq lists its product as uncharacterized. NCBI's taxonomy places the organism in Eukaryota, Fungi, Basidiomycota, Agaricomycetes, Agaricales, Hydnangiaceae. The coding region runs from base 1 to 258 and encodes 85 amino acids. The record is from RefSeq and is a predicted model, not a curated record. The transcript has 2 exons.
AUGACCUCUCUCUUCCUUCGACGACCUAUUUCCGCUUUCGACAAACUGUCUCCUCCAUCGACGACUUGUUUUCGCCUUCGACGAACUGUCUCCUCCAUCAACGAUCCUCCUCCCUCCUUUGAUGAAUGUCUUUUGGCUUCCCCCCCCUAUUAUGAUGAAUGGUCUUGGCCUUCCCCCUACAGUCUCAUCCCUCCUUCGACAAAUGAUCCCCUCUCAAGAAUGACCUCUUCUUUUCAUACGAAGAUGCAGCUUAAUUAG